Molecule: messenger RNA, 1491 nt
Organism: Porites lobata
Lineage: Eukaryota; Metazoa; Cnidaria; Anthozoa; Scleractinia; Poritidae
Source: the annotation of a GenBank genome assembly
AUGGAGAUUCCAAAUUAUGAUUUCAAUCUAAUUGAAAAUACAAACUUUAAACAACUGUAUAAGUAUAUGCCCAAAUCCAAUUUUAGGAUGCUAAUAUGCGGCAAUUCAGGUUCAGGCAAAACAAACCUGCUUUAUCACAUCCUUAUGAAACCGUUAGUCUAUUAUGAUCAGAUUCAUUUAUACGGUAAAAACCUGGAACAGGAAAAGUAUCGACAUAUGAUAGAAACAAUGAAUAAUAUCAGUGGCCAGGUUGGAUAUGACAUAAUGCAUUGCAAUAAUGAUGACAUUAAACCUGUCAAUAGUCUGGAGAGUGAUGCCCAGAAAAUUGUAAAAUUUGAUGACUUCAUUUGUGAUAAAAACCAAAAGCCGCUUAUCGAUUAUUUCAUUCAAGGCCGUCAUAAGAACUGUAGUGUUUUUUACCUGUCACAAUCAUUUUAUAAAACACCAAAAGAUAUCAGAUUAAACUGCAGUCAUUAUGUUGUUUAUGAUUUCCCUAGCAGUAAUGAUAGAAAUAUGAUUUCUAGAGGGUUGAAUGUAACAAAGGAUCAAUAUAUUAAAGCCACCAAACAACCCUACUCAUUCCUGUAUGUUGACAAACCAAUGAAAACAGUCAAAAGAAACUUUUAUGGAAAUAUAUAAUGUAUUAUCCUUUCUCUGGUAGAUAAUUAUUUAACCAAUAAUAUAUGAAGGUACAUUUGAAAUUUAAAAGUCUCCAGUAUACUCUAAUGGCAACUGAAUUGUUGUAUGACCUCCAUCCUGUAAUAUUAAAAGAUAUACUAGAUAUGAAACGGGCUCUUGGUUCAGUUCUUGGACAAAUUAUCCAACCAAAUCAAAUAACCUACUAGCAAAGAGAACAACUUAAUAAUUAAUAUAAUCUAUUUAUAUGGAAGUAUAUCUAGAAAUUGAAGAUGUCAAAUAUGGUAGAAUGAUUACUGAAUUAUUUGAAAAUCUAUCAGAGGGUUGUCUAUAUGAACUUCUUAAUCACAAACAUGGAUCUUUAGAACAAGCUCGGAUUAUUGGCAGAGUUAUUGGGAUGGAUGAUCCAAUUACUAAUGAAGAAGCCAAGCUGUUAAAAGCAAACGGAUUUCAUGUAAGGGAAAUAACUAAAUAACAAAAUAGUAGUGGAUGGAAAUAUCUAAUACACUAUUAUAAAAUGGGAAUUUUUAAUCAGCAACCUAAUUAUAAUCAAUCAUACUCGAAAGGAAAACAAAGAAUUACUGGCCCUCAAGGACCUCCUGGCCCGCCUGGCCCCGCUGGUGUAGCUGGUGCUAUUGGCCCUCGUGGGCCUAUUGGCCCCAUAGGCCCUACUGGUGUUCAUGGUCCUAUUGGCCCGACCGGUGUUCGUUGGACUCGGGGCUUUACUGGCCCUACUGGUGCAGCGGUCCUAUUGGUCCCAGUGGCCCCACUAGCCCUCGUGGUGCUACUGGUGCAUCAGGCACUGGUUUUAAUCUCAUAUCAGAUGGGAAUUAUGAUAUGACAAACAAAAACUGA